Mesocestoides corti is the source of this 1005-nucleotide messenger RNA. NCBI's taxonomy places the organism in Eukaryota, Metazoa, Platyhelminthes, Cestoda, Cyclophyllidea, Mesocestoididae. The record is from the annotation of a GenBank genome assembly.
ACAAAGUUUAGUGAAUGCAUUUUGCCAAAGUCGCACCUGAAAGUAGACAUUUGUACUCGUAAUUUGACAAAAGGAGAGGGGUGUGAUUUUUCGGCUCACUCGCUGGUUCAAGGGGUUUGUUGUGUUCUCAUGUUGCUAUGUUGCGUGCCUUUGCAGCCUGCUCAACCAGUUCCAGUUGGUCUUUCGCACAACAUGGUGGACAAGUGGGAGAUCCCAAAGUCCUCCGUGGUCCUCAAGGAGCGCAUCGGUAAGGGUCAGUUCGGUGAGGUGUACAGGGCAGUCUGGAAUGGCACGACCUUGGUCGCUGUCAAAACUCUACGUGCAAGUGAGUAUCUGUGCAACGUUAGCGACUUCCUGAUGGAGGCCCACACCAUGAAGAGGCUGCACCACCCCCACUUGAUCCAACUCUACGCCGUGUGCACCCAGUCGGCGCCCUUCUAUCUCAUCACAGAGCUCAUGUCCAAAGGCUCUCUCCUCAACUUCCUCCAGUCCGCAGAGGGGCGCUCUUUGAACAUCUGCAGUCUGGUCCUCAUUGCAGUGCAGGUCGCGUCAGGAAUGGCCUACCUGGAAUCCCAACAGUUCGUCCAUCGCGACUUGGCCGCGCGUAACUGUCUCGUCGGUGCUGGAAAUGUGGUAAAGAUAGGCGACUUUGGAUUGGCUCGAAUGAUUCAUGUACAGUACGUGGCUCAUGCAGGUGCCCGUUUUCCCAUUAAGUGGACUGCUCCCGAGGCAGCGAAUUAUUCUCGUUUUACAACGGCCUCGGAUGUGUGGUCUUUCGGUAUUCUGCUAACCGAGAUUGUGACCUACGGCCGGGUCCCCUAUCCCGGAAUGCACAAUGCUGAGGUGCUUCGUCAAGUUGAGGCGGGAUACCGAAUGCCCUCUCCACCAGGCUGUCCUGCGGAGCUCUACGACCUGAUGCUCGAGUGCUGGUCAGCAGAUGAGACCGCGCGACCCUCCUUCCUGCAGUCGCUUUCAUCGAAGAGGUUGCAGACUCAAGCAACUUGA